This is a messenger RNA of Beta vulgaris subsp. vulgaris (sugar beet), 1653 nucleotides long. RefSeq names its product SNF1-related protein kinase regulatory subunit gamma-like PV42a. Bases 148 to 1290 code for a protein of 380 amino acids. The record is from RefSeq and is a predicted model, not a curated record. The transcript is spliced from 3 exons. Lineage: Eukaryota; Viridiplantae; Streptophyta; Magnoliopsida; Caryophyllales; Amaranthaceae.
AAAUACACAUUAUACUUUAUAAAUUAAAAACACUUUGAUCUUGCAAAUGCAUUCGUCCUCACUUCAACUAAGUUCUACAAAAAAAGUUAGAGCCUAACUAAUAAAAAGAAGAGAAGAAGAAGAAGAGAUUAAUAGAGGGGAAAAAAAAUGCAGGUAAUAACACCUGAAGAAAGUGAUAAUAUGAGAGGAACAAAAGCACAAAUGAUGAAAAGAAUAGGAGAAAGAAAAGUGAAAGAUAUAGUGGUAGAAAAGAGGAGGUUGGUGGAGGUGCCAUACACAGCCACCCUAGCACACACCAUGAACACCCUGGUGGCUAACCGAGUCGUGGCGGUGCCGGUAGCGGCACCGCCAGGACACUGGAUUGGAGCUGGUGGGUCUAUGAUUAUGGAGACUGAUAAACAAACUGGGGCAGUAAGAAAGCAUUACAUAGGUAUGGUUACUAUGUUGGAUAUAUUGGCUCAUAUUGCAGGGGAUGAUAGUGUUAAUGGUGGAGAAUCUACAAAUGAUGUUGAUAACAAGUUAUCUGUUCCGGUUUCCGCUAUUAUUGGUCAUUGUCUUGAGGGUUUGAGCUUGUGGACUCUCAAUCCUAAUACUAGUCUCCUAGAUUGCAUGGAAGUCUUCAGCAAGGGAAUUCACCGAGCAAUGGUUCCAUUAGACAGUCACAUGGAGAACAUAUCAGGAGUUGAGCUCGUAGAGUCAUCAUCUUGCUACCGAAUGUUAACACAAAUGGAUGUCAUAAAAUUCCUGAAAGCUCAUGGCCAUCAAGAGAUGCGUGAUGUAUUGGCGCGCACCGUGAGGAGCACCGGGGCUGUUACUGACACUGUACUUGCUGUGUCUCAGCGCACGAGAGCGAUUGAUGCCAUCAAGUGCUUGAGAAACGCUUCUCUUCAAGCCGUUCCCAUUGUAGAAGCCUCUGAGAUUCCAUAUGAAGGUCACAGCCAACUGAUAAAUGGAUAUGGCAGGAAGCUUGUGGGAACAUUUUCUGCAACUGAUUUAAGAGGAUGCCCAGUUGAUUUGAUGCAAUCCUGGCUAUCGUUGAAUGUGAGAGAUUUCAUGAGAAGAGUUUAUGAAAACCCUUCUCACGGAGCUCCAGACUUGGUGAACUCCCCUAAGUUGCUUGUAACUUGUCAUCUUGAUUCGACCUUGUCGGAAGUUAUCGACAAAGUAACUACCAAACAUGUGCACCGCGUUUGGGUUGUCGACGAGUACCAAUAUGGUACACUCCUUGGGAUCAUCUCUCUUACAGACAUAAUCCGAGUUGUUAGAGCAGCUCUUAUUUCAGGAUCCUAGCUACCAAAAUGGGUCCGAAGAGUUUGCUAACUGAGAUUCUCUAAGGUUCACAAUCGAGCAAGGUUUUUGUUCGGGUGUAUGAUGUAACCUUUAAUGCUUUGUUGCGAAUUAAAGGGAGUGCAUCUAUAAUGUUUUCAGACUUAGGGUUUUUCUUUGUUCUUGUGUUUGAAGUAACUAGCUUUUUGGCUAAAGCUGGUUUGUUGUAUGUAAUGUUCAUUGGUUUAUCCUAGUUUCUGUUGAGUAAUGUGUGUUUAUGUAUGAGUGCAUGUGCUCAAUACUCCUACCAAGAGCUUCUGUUGGCAUUUGUAAUUUGUUCGUAGGUAUAAUAACAUGGUGUACUUGAGUUUUGGAGGGGUUCAUAUA